Rhizophagus irregularis DAOM 181602=DAOM 197198 is the source of this 1250-nucleotide messenger RNA. RefSeq lists its product as uncharacterized. Lineage: Eukaryota; Fungi; Glomeromycota; Glomeromycetes; Glomerales; Glomeraceae. The record is from RefSeq and is a predicted model, not a curated record.
GAGAAGUAUAGACCUUUAUUCAGAACUAUUUGUGAAAUUUUAGAAGAAUUACCCAAAAAUUAUGAUUAUUCCGUCGACUUAUAAUACCGAUAGUGAGAAAUCGCUUAUUGAUUUGAAAGCUAAAGUUAAUAACGGCAAAAAGACAAAUAUAAAUUGGAACAACGUGGGAAAAGUUGUUAAUAGUGAAGAUAUGAAUAGAGAAACUGAUAGUAACGAAGGGUCAGAUUCGGAUAGCGAAGAUACAAGCACAAGUGAUGAUGAUAAAAGUAGUGAAGAAAUAGUUGCUAGUGAGGAGUCGGAUGUUAGCGAAGAUUCUGAUAACGAAGAUGCAAACACAAAUGAUAAUAAUAAUAGUAGUGAAGGGACAGACAUGAGUGAAGAAUCGGAAAGCGAGGAGGUGAAUGUAAGCAGAAUCGUAAACAAAAAAAUUAUUAACAAAGGAACAGACUCGAGUGAAGAUGUUCAAGAUGACGAAUCAGGUUCAAGCGAAGAUUCCGAUAGUGACGGUUCGGAUUCUAGUGAAGAUGGCGAUAAUGAUUUAAAUUUGGAUAAUUUAAAUUUGGAUAAUAGUUCAGAAAUGGACGUAAAUAUAAGAAAUUCAUCUAAUGCUAAUAUUGAAGCUAGUAUUGAUAUAAACAUCGAAACAGAUAGUAGUGACACAGAUAAUGAUAUAAACUUUGAUACAGAAAUGAAUUCAUCAGAAUUAGAUGAUAAUGUUGGAACGGUUCCCGAGUUGAAUUAUAGAGAUGAUGAUAUAGGAUUAAAUCCAGAACAAUUAGAAUUACUAGAAAAAUCAGAAAAAAUUCGAGAAUUUUUAAAGGAUGAUUAUUUAAGAGAAAUAAUUCUUCAGAUUGAUCAUGCUGCAAGAAAUAAUAAUCGUAAUAUUGAAGAGAUGUUGAAUAAUGGAAGAAAGAAUGAUGAAAUGUUUCAUAAUUUUACUGAAGAAAUAUUAAGUAUCAUGUAUGGAAAUCAAAUAGAUUUUUAAAAAUAUAGACUUUAAAUAAAAUAUAUUCCUUUAAGUUUUAAUAAAUACAUCAAAAAUUCAUACAUUAAGAAAUCAAAGUUUACUUUUUACAUUUUCAUCAUUAACUUUGACCAACAUUUUACCAGUAUUAUAACCAUUAAAUAAUUUCAAUAAACCAUUUGGAGCAUUUUCUAAUCCAUCAAUAAUAUAUUCUUUUCUUUUGAUUUUUCCUUCUUGUAACCAUUUUGCCAUAUCUUUAAUUGCUAUAGGGAAUUUUUGAGCGUAA